Mercenaria mercenaria is the source of this 3772-nucleotide messenger RNA. RefSeq lists its product as uncharacterized. NCBI's taxonomy places the organism in Eukaryota, Metazoa, Mollusca, Bivalvia, Venerida, Veneridae. Gene Ontology annotation, molecular function: protein binding. The record is from RefSeq and is a predicted model, not a curated record. The coding region runs from base 1 to 1824 and encodes 607 amino acids. The transcript is spliced from 9 exons.
AUGGCAUCAGCGUCUGAACGACACAAUUCAUCAAUAACAUUGUCGAUGGAAUAUCGCGACAAAGACCAGAUGUUAGUCAGAUAUAGAAUAUACAUUUCACAAAAGAUAGAUGAAAAAGCGGAUGUUAACCAGUACAAAAGCUUAGAAGAUAGAUGCUGCAAUAUACAGACGAAUGACAACAGAACUGUUUUAUGUACAAGCAAUAGCACUUACACUGUCACUAAUCUUAAUGCUGGAACUUUGUACAAUUUGAUCAUUUACUCCUGCAUAGAUGGGCUACAAAGUGAAACCCCAUAUCUGCUCACGGAAUAUACAAGGCCAGGGGAAGUUGCAAAUAUUUCGGCAAACGUUUUAUCGAGCAAUACAACCGCACUUGGAGUUCAAUGGGAUAAACCGAUGACGGGCGAAUCUCACAAGUUUAUUAUAAAUGCAGUUUGCAGAAGUCCUAAUCGUGAUACAGAAAUGAACCCUACUUUGAAAGAAACAGUUGUCACAACAUCAACAACAUUGUCACCUUUGGAUCCUGGAACGUUUUGCAAUGUCACAAUUGUUGUCGUAAUAAACAAUGUGGAAGGUCGCGGACCUUUGCAUAGUGAAGAUGUAUUUAAAGAAUUGCCUAUAAGCACUAAAGAAUCAGGUCUUGAGUUGCCUUCGGAUGACAACCUAAACAUUUUUGACUACAAUGUUAAAACAAAGAGUUUUAAAAUUGUAUGGUCUAAUGGUGCUAAAAACCAAUUAAGAAUACUAGUGAAGAUAAAACCCAGCAACACUAUAAACAAUGAUAUAUAUCAUUCACCACCUGAUGGAAGCAAUUCAGUUCUUAUUGACUACCUUACUUCUGGAACUUUAUAUUACACUGAUAUUGGAGUUGAAAGGAACAACAUUUCAAGUGAGAAAUAUCACCACAGGAAUAUAUAUACUAGACCAGAACCAUUAGUUGAUGCUGAGAGAAGUAUAACAAGUAUUUCAGAAGACAGUAUACGUGUUCUUUUGACACCAGAUAGUAGCAAACAUUGUGAUAAGUAUUUGCUGCACAUAUCACCUCGACCAGAAAUCGGGAAGGAUAGUUUCGAAAUAUUUAGAAAUGCUAGUGAUCUUUCUCAUACGUUCGAAAACCUUACUGCUAGUACGCAAUACAACAUCACAAUAACAAUAAAAGCAGGAAAUUGGAGUAAUACAAUGACACCACCUUUAAUAACAUAUACAAAAUCACACAGCCGAAUUUGCCCAGACAGAUACCAAGGUUUCACCUUGGGCAUUUGUACCGAUCAUUCGAUUUCAAAUACAAGUUUGGUCUGCAUUGACACUGUGAGUGUUCAAAAGUUUCAGCAGUUAUUUUGUGAAUGCAUCAUAACACCUUUCCAACCUGGAAGUAAUGUUCGUAUAGAAAUUCUAAAAGGAAAGGGCGUGCAGUUUAAGAUCAACGAUAUUGUGCUUUCGGAAACCUCUACUGUUGGCAGAAUCUCACUACAAGAUGAAACGAAGCUUUACUUUUCCACUACUAAAAUUUAUACGAUGAGAGCUUGUGCACUAAUUACAGAUCUAAACAGUAACCCAUUUAAUAUAACAUGUAUUCAUCCAACCACACUUGUAACUGAAACAACAGCGUCACUGACUUCGAGAGCAAUAAUAACAGAAGCCUACGCAAAUAGAAGCAUGACUACUCUUGCACAAUAUAGGUCAAAUGAACUCGAUUCAACGACCAAUAUUGCAGUUAUUGUGGUUCCAGUAGUGGUUGGUGCUUUACUGAUUCUAGUGGUUGCUGUGCUACUUCUCGUUUAUGUGAGAAGGAAAGUAUCUUUUUUACUGAUGUACUCAGUGUAGUUAUUUCUUUUUUUUAAAGAACUUGAUAAAUUUGCUGUUCAUUUAAGAAUAAGCAGUUCUUUUGAUAAUUAAAUAAAUAAUGCUAAUUUUGUGCGUUUAUACGGUAUAAACCACAUUGGGACUUUUUGCAUAGCAUUAGCGAUUCCUUGAUAUUUUGCAAGAAGUCACAAAGUGGAUUAUACCCGCAUCCACGCACAAAAAUAGAAUUUAUUUCUUAUAUUAACAUUCUUAUGGUAGCUUGCUACCAAUGGUAAGUGGUUUGCUUUCCGCGAGUAUUAGAAAAUCAAAGCAAAUGUGAUAUCGAGCUUUUCAAUGCUAAAUAGAACAGACAAACUCAGGUUCAAUUGCAAUUCGCCUUCUGAUAAAAUAGCAGUUUCCGAUUUUAAUUUGAAAUAUCCUUAUAUCCAGUGAAAGGUCGUACAGUCGUGUCGAUUCAGAUUUGCUCGUUACCGUCAGAAAACUAAAAUAGUCAAAGCUAUAAUUUAAUGUUCCUUUUGAAAUUUUGGCAUCGAAUGUUAAAAGAAUUUUUCCAACGACGCAAUUUUCUUCAUGUUUUUGAAAAUUACGUCACAUUGAGGGUGCAGUCUCUUGGAGUUGACCGCCCUAUAUAUUAUUACUCCCAUAAUGUUUAUACGAAAGUAAACGCUUUUAACCUUUCUAUACAACGAACGUGAAUAUCAGUUUUCAUGGAUUCAGUGUUUCUAUAUAUUUUAGGAAUGUGUUUAUAAUCUUACUACCUUUGAGAUUAAGACAUGCAGCAAGCCCUAAGAAAUAUCGCCAGCCCUAUUGAUAUGUAGAUUACUUAAUGUAAUAGAAGUGAUAUUAACAUAAUUUUAAAUUCUUAUCUAUAUGUUACAAUACAAUUAUACCCUAAAUGUGGUAAAAUAAAAACAUGCUAAAUAUACAUCAGAUUAUCUUUGUUUACCUUCUUGAUCGUGUUUCAGACGCCGGUUUGCAAAAGAUACUAAAACGCAUGAACAGGAACCAUAUAUUUCGUUAUCGGAGCAAGGUCAAGGUCAACAGAACAAUUCCCAUAACGACGCAUAUGAAAGGUUAAAUAUUUAUGUAAAUGAUAAACCUGAAGAGAUGUAUCAGCAGCUUCAUGCAGAUAAAAAAGAUGAAUAUCAAGAAAUGUAUGAUGUAGUUACUGACUCCCAAAAUCAGAAGAGGAACGUUACCAGACAAGUUCACUUGCAAGAUGCCGAACAGGGUCGUACACCCUCUAAAGAACGGCUGAAGGGACAAGUUAAAGGGCAAGGGAACAAUAGCAACGGUGAAGAUCGUGAUAUCGAAAGGUUAAACAUGUAUGUAAAUGUUAACCUAGCAGAAGAGCUUUCUCGUAUGAGCAACAAAUGCUGACUAAGGUGGGGAUUAUCGGGGAAAACAUGUUCCAGUUAAAGAGGACAGGCCAGUCAACAAAAGUGACCACAAAGUCAACACAAAUAAGCAAGCUUUUGCUUUGUAUUUAAUUGCAAAAAGAUUUAAGGACGACAUUGUUUACAACUGGUUUUAACAGAAACGCAUGCUUUUGUUUUCAGCAUCUUGCUGUAAUAACAAGAUGUAUCUUUAUAUUCUAAUUACUUUGUGUACUUAUUUUUGUUUAAUGCUUACUAAUGAAAUACUGUAUUCUAUCAGUUAAAUAUUUUCAUAUCUCAUCACUCACACUGUGAAAAUAUGAAAUCUAUAUUUUCACACUGUGAGAGCUAUAGCUCCACCCCUCUCAUUACAUUGUGUAUGAAUUUUAAAUUAUUAGCAUAAAACAGGAUGAAAAUUGUAGUCGCACUUUGUUCUUUAUAGUAUGUUUCUCGAUUCAAAUUAUUUUACUUAGAGAGACUUUCAUACCGUUAUGCAGCUAAAAAUAAAACAAAAUGGAACUGUAUGUUGCAUGCGUCUUUAUAACGUCACAGCAUGUCUGACGUAAUGUCUGUUUACGCGCGUCUGUUUCCCG